UCGAAGGUACAUCGACGUUGACUGUUUUUUUGACGGUGAGAAAUUGAGUGACAGGGGUGGAUUAAAAGGUUAUGCUAAAGUUGAUUCGGUGAGUCGGGGAAUCAUUGUAGAAUUGUGAUAAAAAAAUGUCGAGGAAGACCGCAGCCUCCGAACCAGUGGAUGGUGUUGCGAGGGGAAUUAGUGGACCCACGAGUGUCGAGAGCGUUAUACCGAGAACCAGACAAGAUUUGCUCAAGUGGAAUGGCUGGGGCUACAAAGACUCGCAGUUUCAGGUUAAUGAGAAGAUGAUCAUCGAGUUCACUGGAUCCAGGUAUCCCAUUGGUAAUCUGCAACUUCCAUACUUUACCCAAUGGGUGAAAGAUGUUUUUGGAGUUGAUUUGGAGGAUAGAAAACCACCACAACCACUGCCAGCCACCUUUCCAGAGCCCAUUAUCUCUCAGGAGUUUCUCGAUGCCAUUGAAGAGUUCAAAAUUACGUAUUCUACUGAUGGAAUGGACAGGCUCUUCAGGGCCCAUGGACACACGUUGAGGGAAAUGUAUCAACUGAAACGAGGGCACAUCGAACGAUUACCUGAUAUUGUUCUUUGGCCAAAGUGCCAUGACGAUGUGGAAAAGAUCAUCAGGAUGUGUGUGAAGUAUGGAGCUGCUUGCAUACCCAUCGGGGGAGGGACUAGUGUUAGCAGGGCUACUAGUUGUCCUACGAAUGAGAGAAGAACGAUUGUUUCACUAGAUACUUCACAGAUGAAUAGAAUACUGUGGAUUGAUCGGGAUAAUCUCGUUGCUUGCUGCGAGUCUGGGAUUAUUGGACAGGAUCUUGAGAGGGAGUUGAGGCUGAGGGGAUUCACCACGGGACAUGAACCUGAUUCAUACGAAUUUUCCAGCCUCGGCGGCUGGGUAGCGACUCGCGCCAGCGGAAUGAAGAAGAACACCUACGGCAACAUAGAGGACCUCCUCAUUCGAGUGCGAAUGGUGACCGGUCGCACCGAGGACUCCUCCCUGACCCUCGAACACAGUGCCCAGGUCCCCAGAAUCUCAAGCGGUCCCGACUUCGACCACAUGAUCCUGGGUUCCGAGGGCACCCUCGGGGUGAUCACCGAGGUUGUCCUCAAGAUCCGCCCCCUCCCCAAGAUCGUAAAAUACGGCUCUGUGAUCUUCCCGGACUUUCAGAGUGGAGUCGAAGCCAUGAGAGAAGUAGCGAAACAGCGUUGCCAACCUGCCAGCAUUCGACUGAUGGACAACGAACAGUUUCGGUUUGGCCAGGCCCUCAGACCCCAGCACGGCUUCGCCGACAAGAUAAUGCAGACAUUGAAACAGGCGUAUGUCACCAAGAUCAAGGGCUUCAAAUGGGACAGCGUGUGUGUGGCAACUUUAUUAUUCGAGGGCUACGAAUCAACCGAAGUUGCAAACCAAGAGAAAAAGAUUUACGCAAUAGCUAAGGAAUUCGGUGGCUUGGCAGCUGGUGAUACCAAUGGAGAGCGUGGCUACAUCCUGACCUUCGUCAUCGCCUACAUCAGGGAUCUCGGACUCGAGUUUGGCGUUCUCUCAGAGUCUUUUGAGACCUCAGUUCCCUGGUCACGUGCCUCCUCACUCUGCAGAAAUGUCAAAUCACGAGUGGCAAGGGAUUGCAAAGAAAUGGGAAUUAGUCAUUAUUUAAUUUCCUGUCGGUUAACCCAGACUUACGACGCUGGAUGCUGCAUCUACUUUUAUUUGGCCUUUACCUAUCUCGGGCAGAACGAUCCGGUCGAGACUUAUGAGCACAUUGAGGAGAAUGCGAGGGCUGAGAUAUUGGCGAGUGGGGGCUCGAUAUCUCAUCAUCAUGGGGUGGGCAAGAUGAGGGCUAGGUUUUAUCCGGAUGCUGUGGGGGAUGCGGGGCUCGGCCUCUACAGAGCUACUAAGAGCUAUUUGGAUCCACAUAAUGUCUUUGCCGCGGGGAAUUUGGAUCCUAGUUGUAGAGCCAAAUUGUAAGGGCUUUGGGGUUUUAUCUUUGAGGGGUGCGGAGAUUGGGGGGAACUAUCUGAGGCGACUUGGUCGCUGGCUUGAGGGGUGACUCCCUUAAGCUCAAUUACUGCAUCACUACUCACUAUACCGUACAGACGCUGAAGUUUUUAUUGGAGUAAAACUAUACAGUAGCUAUCGGAUCAAUUGGCUCAAGUCAAUUUCGUUCGCCACUCAGGUUUCGAUAGAUCUUUGGAACGCGGGGAGAGCCAGGAUUUUUGUGGGAAGUUUUUUAGGGGAGAGUGGGGCAAAAUGAAACAUCUAAAAAACGAGUAUUUGACGCAAU
Messenger RNA from Diachasma alloeum, 2280 nucleotides. RefSeq names its product alkyldihydroxyacetonephosphate synthase (gene Agps). The coding region runs from base 126 to 1964 and encodes 612 amino acids. Lineage: Eukaryota; Metazoa; Arthropoda; Insecta; Hymenoptera; Braconidae. Gene Ontology annotation, molecular function: alkylglycerone-phosphate synthase activity; FAD binding. The transcript has 5 exons. The record is from RefSeq and is a predicted model, not a curated record. Gene Ontology annotation, biological process: lipid biosynthetic process.